This is a messenger RNA of Pestalotiopsis fici W106-1, 486 nucleotides long. RefSeq lists its product as uncharacterized. The transcript is spliced from 2 exons. Bases 1 to 486 code for a protein of 161 amino acids. NCBI's taxonomy places the organism in Eukaryota, Fungi, Ascomycota, Sordariomycetes, Amphisphaeriales, Sporocadaceae. The record is from RefSeq and is a predicted model, not a curated record.
AUGAAGAUUCAACUUCUCUUCACCACCAUCGUCGCCCUAGUCGCCGCACAGGACGGGCUACCGGAUUGCGCAUUCACCACUGGUGACAAUAUCGGCGGCUGUCCCCAGAUAAAUGCCCAGUGCAUAUGUUCUCAGCAGAGCUUCAUCAGCGGCAUUUCAUGCUGUCUUGCCGACGUCUGCAGCGAGGCUGACCAGCAGGCUGCCGUCGACUACGCAGUCAAAUUCUGUGGCAGCUUUGGCGUGACCGUACCCAGCGCCGUCUCUUGCACGUCGACGGCCACGUCGACGGCGGCGUCGUCCACGGGCAGCUCAACAGGAUCCGCCACCGGAGCUGGGAGCAUCACUACUGCUACCACCGGCACGGCGGCUUCUGCUUCGGCAACGGCAGCAUCAACGUCUAGCCAGAAUGCUGGUUCGUCAAGCGGGUCGUCGGGAAGUGCAGGCAUUUUGGGUGGCCUUGCCGCUGCCAUGCUUGCUCUUCUGUAG